UGGUGAUAUGACACAGUCUUUUAGAGCAGUAAAAUUAAAGCUUAUACUCCACUGGGUAUUUUUUCGAGAGCAUCAACGCUGUUAUACUAUUUUACAUUAGUCGGUUGAGAGAAAUCGGCGGCUGGGAUGGAGGCGGUGCCGCGUAUGCCUAUGAUCUGGCUGGAUCUAAAGGAGGCUGGAGACUUUCAGUUCAGUACGACUGUCAGUCAGUUCAUACUUAAAAACUACGGUGAAGAUCCUGACAACUAUAAUGAGCAGAUGAAGAAACUGGAGCAACUGCGACAGAGCGCAGUGAAUGUAACACGGGACUUUGAGGGCUGCAGUACGUUAAGGAAAUACUUUGGGCAGUUGUAUUAUCUGCAAAGUCGCGUGCCUCUGGGAUCGGGGCAAGAAGCUGCUGUCCCCAUCUCUUGGACAGAGAUAUUUUCUGGGAAGACCGUGACCCACGAUGACAUUUGCUAUGAGCAAGCCUGCAUCCUUUAUAAUUUGGGAGCUCUUCAUUCAAUGCUGGGAGCCAUGGACAACAGGGUGUCCGAAGAGGGGAUGAAAGUAUCUUGCACACAUUUCCAGUGCUCAGCUGGAGCAUUCACCUACUUGAGAGAUCACUUCAGCCACAACUUCAGUGUGGACAUGAGUCACCAGAUCCUUAAUCUCAACAUCAACCUCAUGCUGGGUCAGGCCCAAGAGUGCCUGUUGGAAAAAUCCAUGUUGGAUAACAGGAAGAGCUUCCUUGUUGCUCGGAUAAGUGCCCAGGUGGUGGAUUUCUACAAAGAGGCGUGCAGAGCUCUGGAAAACUCUGAAACUGCAUCAAUGUUGGGAAAGAUACAGAAAGACUGGAAGAAAUUAGUACAAAUGAAGAUAUACUACUUUGCUGCAGUCGCACAUUUGCACAUGGGGAAACAGGCUGAAGAGCAGCAGAAGUAUGGAGAGAGGGUUGCUUACCUUCAAAGCUCAGUAGACAAACUCACAGAGGCAAUUAAAUUGGCUAAGGGUCAGCCAGAGAGUGUUCAGGAAGCCCUAAGAUUCACCAUGGAUGUCAUUGGGGGAAAAUUUAACUCCGCCAAGAAAGACAAUGACUUCAUUUAUCAUGAUGCCGUGCCAUCUCUGGACACGUUGACCUCAGUGAAAGGUGCCCCAUUGGUCAAAGCAUUACCUGUUAACCCAACAGACCCCAGUGUCACUGGCCCAGAUAUUUUUUCGAAGCUGGUGCCUAUGGCUGCUCAUGAGGCCUCUUCUCUUUACAGUGAGGAGAAGGCCAAGCUGCUACGGGAUGUCAUGGCAAAAAUAGACAACAAGAAUGAGACACUAGAGCAGUUCAUGGACUCACUUGGUCUGGACCCAGACUCUGUAGAUAAUCUGGAAAUGUAUAAUACCAUUCCAACUGUGUUGAUGGAAAAAUGUGCUGCAUUGAGUGUGAGACCAGAUACUGUAAAAAACCUCAUCCAAGCAAUGCAAGUCCUCUCAGGUGUCUUCACUGAUGUAGAAGGCUCUCUGCGGGAGAUUCGGGAUGUAUUAGAUGAGAAUGAGGCAGGUGAACGGAGCUUGGAAGAUGCUGCAGGAAAGCAGGCUAUACCAGAGCGACCUUCAACCAUUGCCGAGCUGCGAAGGGACUUGGAGAAAUAUUUAGAAGCCCACGAGAAAGCCAGCUUCACCAACACAGAACUUCAUCGAGCCAUGCAUUUGCACAUCAGCAAUCUAAGACUCCUUGGUGGACCGUUAGAUACCCUUAGACAAGCACUACCAAGGCCUCAACUUAGUGAGGAUGAGAUGGCAAGCCUUCAGACUAUGAAGAGGAUUCUGGGUAAAGUGCAAGAGAUGCGUGACCAACGAAACUCCCUGGAGAAGCAGCUUCGAGACAUCGUUCAACAGGAUGACAUCACUACUGCUCUGGUCACAACUGAGAGAGCUGACAUAAAGAAACUGUUUGAGGAGCAGCUGAAGAAGUAUGAACAAGUAAAAGUGUACAUUGACCAGAACUUAGCGGCUCAGGAGAAUAUACUGAAGGCACUGACCGAAGCUAAUGUCCAGUAUGCUUCGGUGCGCAAAGGCCUGGCAGAAACUGAAGAGAAAUGGAACAGCACUAUACAGAUGCUUGGGGCCUCCUAUGAGGCCUAUGAAGACCUAAUGAAGAAAUCUCAGGAGGGAAAAGAGUUUUACGAAGACCUGGAAACCAAGGCCUCUCGACUUCUAGAGAGAGCUAAGACUGUGUCCAAGGCUCGAGAAGAGGAGAGACAAGUCAUUAUGGAAAAAGAGCUCAAAAAGAAGACUCCUCAACGACCCACUGCCCCAAAGCCACCUCAAAAAAUAGGCCAGAGUGUGGAUCCUGCCAUUCUAGAUGACCCUGAAAUAGCCCAGUUGAGUGCUGCUAUCCUAGCCCUUGGCGGGGAUCUUCCGGAAGAGCUUCGCAGUCUUCCUCCUGAACUUACAUUUCCACCUGCUACACUUUCUGGGGCUGCUGCUAGCUCUGUUCUGCGGUGGCCUGGAUCCAGAGCUGGCUCAGGUUUACAGUACACACAACCCAGAUUUCCUGCAAGUUUACCUCCACCUGAAUUCCUUGCUCAAAUAUCCCAUUUUCCAUCGCCUCAGCUGUCUCAGAAUUUUUGUAAUUUUAGUCUUCCCCAUCCUCAGAGCCAGCCUGGACCACCAAGGACUCUUGUCCGACCUUCCACCACAACAGUGGACAGUGUACAAACACCUAUUCCGAGCUACAGUCCUGCAUCUGCCCAGGCAGUUAUGCCUCCCCCGCACCAACCCAUGCCUCCUCAUGCCCCACACCAACCCAUGCCUUCUCAUGCUCAACACCAGCCUAUGCCGCCCCCUGCCCCAUCACUGUAUUCAGCUUCACCUCAUAUGUCACCUCAUGUCCAGUACAUGCAACAGCCUAGAAUUCCCAUGGCCCAACCUCCACAGGCAAUCUCACACCCUCAGCCCCAACCUCAGCAGCUGUUUCCUCAGCAGGGUGGUCAAACUCAGCCACAGUCAUUUUAUCCAUCUGUACCAGCUCAACAGCAAAUGCCCAGAACUGUGACAGGGCCUCAACCUCAACAGCAUACCCACCAUCAGUUCACACAGUACAUAGCCCCAACAAGACAACAUGGACCAACAAACUUCCAGCAACCACCAAUCCAAGGACAGUUUGCAACUAAUGUACACCCAGCUUCAGCUGCUUUUGUGCAGCCUCAUCAGGGAUAUCCUUCUGUCUCCUUUGUUCCCAAUUCCCAGCCUCCACAAGUUAACAAUGUAACCCAAAGUCAGAUGCCCCAUCACGGCUUGCCUCCACACAUGCAACUGUCCCAGGGAGUCCCCCCUGUGUCAAUGCACAUAGGACAUAUUAAUCAACAGAUUUCCUCUGCCUCCCAAACAUUAACACAUCCAGUCAAUCAGCAGUUGCCUUAUGCUCCUCAUCCUCAAAUACCCCCAUCCUCUUAUCAUUUAGGCCCUGUAUCCCAUAUGCAGAUACCUACUGCCUCCAAACAGAUGCCUCCUCCCCAACAGCCACAAAUUCCUCCCCCGUCCACUCACAUGCCUCCUCCUCAUCCACAAAUGCCCUCAGUAACCCAGCCGCUAUCUCACUGUCCCCAGUCCCAAAUAAUUCCUACUCAUCAAUCCAACCAACAGCCAGCAUAUCCAGGUGUCCCUCUGAGGGCUACCGUUCCAGUCCAACCACAGAUACCCCAUGCCUCACAUUCAUCACAGAUACAAAUUCAACCCACCACUUUUCCUUCACAGCACCAAACGCUUCCCCAACCCAGUCUUCCAGUGCUCCCUCACAAUAUUUACAGUCCUCAGUCAACUGUUCCUUCAAGCUCUGCUCCCAUGAGUUAUCCAGGAAGUGUUCCUAUGGUUCCCAGCCAAUCCGUGGCCACUCCACAACCUCAGUCAAAGCCACCCCAUUCACAGCCUUUGGCUCCACAACAGCUACCCCCAGGAGGCCCAGUUUCUUUUGCUGUUUCACAAGCUGGCAGCAUUCCUCCAGGAUCAAUACAGCAUCCUGUGAACCCCCCGUCCUCAGCAGCACCUGGUGCACCACAGCCCCAUUUGCUGCCUUCUCCUGCCCCAUCACCAUCUCCCUCUCCUGGUCCUCCCUCCCUGGGUAUGGUCACUCAGAGGCCAUCUCCUGCUCUUACCCCAGUUGGAGCAGCUCUGCCACAGUCAUCUGUAAGCGCUCCAGCUGCCAGUGGUCCCAUGCCUCCAGCCGACUCCGGCUUGUUUCCGCGACAGAAUUCUACUACAGAUGAUCUGCUCUCCUCAAGCCCCGAGAGCCAGCAUGGAGGAACUAAGGACACUAUUAAUGUUUUACUACCCACCAAAGCCGAUCCUCAGGAGGAACAUCACAGAAAGAAAGCAGAGGGUGUGAGACUUAUUGAGGGGGACCCUUACCAAGCACCAGAGAGGGUCUCGAAGCUUAGCGCACAGCUAGAACGGUUUCGUUCAACAGUCCAAUCAUUAGAGCGUCCAGGGGAGGGAGGUCUGUCUGAACUUGAUGCCCGAUGGAAAGAACUGCAGGAGCAGCAGGAGAAGGAUACUCGACAGCUAUCUAUCGCCAUCGCUCGAUGCUACACCAUGAAGAAUCGGCAUCAGGACGUGAUGCCGUAUGACUGCAAUCGUGUUAUUUUGCAGUCUGGUAAAGAUGACUACAUCAAUGCAAGUUUCAUUGAGGACCUAUCGCCAUACUGUCCCCGCCUCAUUGCAACACAGGCUCCCCUCACUGGCACUGCAGCUGACUUCUGGCUCAUGGUUUAUGAGCAGAAGGUUUCUGUAAUUGUCAUGCUUGUGUCUGAGCAAGAAUUGGAGAAGCAAAAGGUAUUGCGCUACUUUCCAACAGAAAGGGGGCAACAGCUUGCCCAGGGACCAAUUACGUUGACAUUGACCACACAGAAAAGCACUCCUACCCAUAUAGAGCGCAUGAUAGGACUACGGUAUCGAGACCAGAGUCUGAGACGCACCGUCAUACACCUUCAGUUUACUUCAUGGCCUGAGUUGGGUCUUCCAGACAGUAAAAGCAACCUCAUCCGGUUCAUCCAAGAAGUCCAUGGACAUUACCUACUUCAGCGCCCGCUACACACUCCAGUCGUAGUGCAUUGCAGCUCUGGUGUUGGGCGAACCGGUGCCUUUUGCCUGCUUUAUGCAGCACUGCAAGAAAUUGAAGCUGGCAAUGGUUUACCUGACCUGACCCAGCUUGUGAAAAAGAUGAGGCAGCAAAGGAAGAACAUGCUGCAAGAAAAGCUUCACCUUAAAUUCUGCUAUGAGGCUGUGCUGAAGCACACAGACCAGGUUCUGCAGCGCCAUGGAAUCAUAACCUCCCCUUGCACGAAGACCCCUAACAACAUUCCAGUAAAGUCAUACCCACGACCGGAAUGUCAAGACAUUGUUCUGGGAGGAGACAUGCCCAUUAGCUCCAUACAGGCCACGGUAGCUAAACUUAGCAUUCGACCACCGAGUUUCGAACAUGAACAAGAUCCCAACCAAGACCAAAUGUCUUCUGCUUCUGAAGUACCAAGCACAGGGGGUCCAGAGCCUACAGAUACUUCUCUUCAAACGUCUCAGGAUCCUAUUUCCUAUGAGGCUAUGCCUGAUUUCAUCAGUCCCUCCCUCUCUUGCACAUCCUCUCCUAGCAAAACACAGUCUCCUUCACCUCCCAGCAGUCACGGAAAUGGAUUCACUGGGUCCACACCCGCUUCCCCCAUCUCAAAUCACAAUCCGUCCACAGACGCAGCACCUCCUGCUCCACCCACUGCGUCAUCUCUAGACCUGCUGGCUUCUUUGACACCUGAAGCAUUCACGCUGGACAGCGCCCAUCGAGGAAAGCAGCGGAUCAGCAAGCAAAGUUUUCUUCAACCGCAAGAGGGAAGAGGUCUUCAGGGGCCUCCAGAAGGCGACGAUCCGCUCAGUAGUUUGGAUCCUCUGUGGACCCUCAACAAAAGCUGAAACAACACAACAGAACUCUUUUUUAUGUUCUGCCCCACAGGCGGCAGUGCCGCAAACUUUUUCCCGAGCCUCGGUUAUAACUAGUCCUUGUUCAUGCCUCUAUGACCUCAUCACUACAUGUGUCUGUCCUGACAAGUUUUAGUUGGCACUUUUCCAUCUUUGAUCCCGAUGUUUCAGGUUACAUUCUGUGAAUCCAGUCUUGUCUCCUUAGCAUGCACUCCUAAUGCCAUGGUGUUCGUAAUUGGCUGUAAGGUGCCUGAGUUUUGACUCCAAUGUAGUGCUCUGCCUGUUAACACCAAAAAUGUAAACAUUAAGAAUGGAUAGCGUGUUAAAAACUGACAUUCAGGCUACUGUUUCUCGGUCAUUGUAUGAAGCAGAUUAAGACUUACUGCUUGCCCUUUGUCCACAUUGCACUGUGGGUUGUAUAUUAUUAUUCACUUGCAACUGCUCUCAAUUAACAGUGAUCUGCAACUUGUAUGUAGGGAAAAAUCGAAGCUGGUGAUGAUGAAGAUUCUACUUGAUAAGACUUGAUGUACUCAUUAUAUUUAAGACACUUACAUUUCUGAAGCUCUUCAGAAAUCAUAGCAAUUUUAUGAGUUGAUUCUAACUUGCAAUUCUUUAAACUGUGUAAAUAAAUCUUAACAAAUUACA
Triplophysa dalaica is the source of this 6579-nucleotide messenger RNA. It is a transcript of the gene ptpn23a, whose product is annotated as protein tyrosine phosphatase, non-receptor type 23, a. Gene Ontology annotation, molecular function: protein tyrosine phosphatase activity; protein binding. The coding region runs from base 127 to 5928 and encodes 1933 amino acids. Gene Ontology annotation, biological process: endocytic recycling; protein dephosphorylation; early endosome to late endosome transport. The transcript has 24 exons. Gene Ontology annotation, cellular component: endosome. NCBI's taxonomy places the organism in Eukaryota, Metazoa, Chordata, Actinopteri, Cypriniformes, Nemacheilidae. The record is from RefSeq and is a predicted model, not a curated record.